AAUUAGCUUUUAGGCACUUUCACUUUUUUUAACAAUCGCUUUUCACUAAUGUCUCCCACCACCUCCCCUUUUUUUACUUCCAUAAACGCAUUUAUGUUCACGGCUCGACUUUAAAGCAUGUUGUCAUUUUAAUUGGAACUGAGUCCCCGUCAUUUUUUUUCUUUUCUAGAUUUUCAAUGAAGAUCUGCAAUGAAUGUUGUUUACCCAGCAGGUGGAUAUGACGUCAGGGACUUGGAACAUCAAAAAAUAACAACAUCCAAAUCCGCGAUUCCCCUUUUCUUUCAAGGCGCAUUAAAAUGUAAUAUCAUCACAAGGAGCUGGGCUUCAGAUUCGAGGCAGAUCGCGGUGUGAAACUCUGGAUUCUUGCUCGGAAACAGUGCUUUCCGUGAGCCAUACAGAGAUUGCUUGUUGCAGCUAAAGUUAGUCCCCCAAGCGGAGUAAUAUUGUUAUUUACUGUGUGGUUGUUGCAUGCUUUCUUGGUACACAAGAUCGCAUGUGUAGUUGAUUGUUACAAGCCCAGCAAAUUAUCUUCUGCGUUGAUCAACCAUUUUUCAUACUCGCAUACUGACCUGCUGUGCUCCUCAUGAACUGGAGCCAAGCCUUCAAACCUGAGGGACAGCACAAUUGUUCAGACUAGGAAAGAGCUUCAGUUUUAAUCAAAGUUCGAUAUUAUUCUGUGUGACGGCACUCCGAUCGCUGUGGGUUAAAUAGAUUAUUUCAAGGUAAGGUGAACUCCAGCCUCCACUGAUGUCGAGACGGCAAGGCUUUGCUCGGAGUUCUGAUUGAAUGGAUGGAAUGCCUGUCUUACCUAGAGAGGUGAAAUCGGGUAGGAAGACUGAGCUCUGAAGGUGGCAGGAACUGAAGAUUGCUUUGAACAAGCAAGUGCUUGAAGAAGGUUUUUAAGUCAUGAUGCAAGAAUCUGGGUCUGAGGCGACGAGUAACAGUUCAUCCAGUCAGAACGGAGCAAACAGUGGCAACCACUUUACAGAAGGCAGCCUGAGAGAAGUGCGAGCGAAUGGUGAGACCCCCUCUGCUGAAGUCACCACAGCUGAUUUAGUUCAUCUCCAGCAGCAACAGGCCCUUCAAGUUGCGCGACAAAUUUUGCUGCACCAACAGCACCAGCAAAGCAGUGGGUUGAAGUCGCCCAAGAGCAAUGAGAAACAGACAGGGCUGCAGAUUCCAGUAUCAGUGGCUAUGAUGACACCUCAAGUGAUUACUCCUCAACAAAUGCAGCAGAUCCUUCAGCAACAAGUGCUGACCCCUCAGCAGCUACAGGUCUUGCUCCAGCAACAGCAGGCGCUCAUGUUACAGCAGCAGCAGCUUCAGGAGUUUUAUAAGAAACAACAGGAGCAGUUACAUCUUCAGCUUCUACAGCAGCAGCAUGCUGGAAAACAGAGUAAAGAGCAGCAGGCAGCAGCGCAACAGCUGGCCUUCCAGCAACAACUGCUUCAGGUACAGCAGCUACAGCAGCAGCACCUCCUAAACCUGCAGAGGCAAGGUCUGCUCACGAUCCAGCCUGGCCAGCCAGCUCUGCCCCUGCAACCUCUCACUCAGGGCAUGAUUCCAGCAGAUCUGCAGCAGCUUUGGAAAGAAGUGACUGGCACACAUGUUAAAGAUGAAAACACAGCGAACAGCCAUGGCAGCCUGGACUUGUCCACCAGUGCCAUCACUUCCCCAGCUCCUCCUAAGAACACGCUCAUCAACCAACACGCUUCCACCAACGGGCAGCCUAUGGGUCACACUCCAAAAAGAGAGAGCUCCUUACUUGAAGAGCCCCAUCACCACAGUCACCCUCUGUAUGGCCAUGGGGUGUGCAAAUGGCCAGGUUGUGAAGCGGUAUUUGAAGACUUUCAGUCAUUCCUGAAGCAUCUCAACCACGAGCAUGCACUGGAUGACAGAAGUACAGCGCAGUGUCGAGUACAAAUGCAAGUUGUGCAGCAGCUGGAACUACAGCUUGCUAAAGACAAGGAACGCCUGCAAGCAAUGAUGACACAUCUACAUGUGAAAUCAACUGAGCCAAAACCUACCCCACAGCCAUUGAAUCUGGUGUCCAACGUUACACUCUCCAAGACGGCUUCUGAAACGUCUCCACAGAGCCUGCCUCAGACUCCCACCACCCCCACUGCCCCCCUAACACCCAUCAGCCAAGGACCCUCUGUUAUCACCCAGAACAACUUGCAUAGUGUGGGACCAAUUCGAAGGCGGUAUUCAGAAAAAUACAACAUGCCCAUUUCCCCAGAUAUUGUCCAGAACAAAGAAUUUUACAUGAAUGCUGAAGUAAGACCUCCCUUUACAUAUGCUUCCUUAAUAAGGCAGGCAAUUCUGGAAUCUCCUGAAAAGCAGUUAACACUAAACGAAAUCUACAACUGGUUCACAAGAAUGUUUGCAUAUUUCAGGCGCAAUGCAGCAACAUGGAAGGGUGCUGUUCGCACCAACCUUUCGCUGCAUAAGUGCUUUAUCAGAGUAGAGGAUGAAUUUGGGUCCUUUUGGACUGUUGAUGAUGAAGAGUUUAAACGUGGCCGCCACAUUCAGCGAGGCCGUCCUCGGAAAUACUGCGCUGAUGAAAACUUUGAUGAGCUGUUUGUACAUAGCCCAGCUCUUGUGAAAAAUCUACAGACCAGUCUCAGCUAUGGAACAUCUCUCACUGCUGCUUUUCAGGCUUCAAUGGCAGAAAAUAACAUACCUCUAUACACUACUGCUUCCAUUGGAAGUCCCACUCUAAACUCCCUUGCUAAUGUUAUACGAGAGGAGGUAAAUGGUGCAAUGGAGCAUGCAAACAGCAAUGGCAGUGACAGCAGCCCGGGACGCUCUCCUUUGCAAGCUAUGCAUCACAUCAAUGUUAAAGAGGAACCACUGGAUCCAGAAGAUCACGAAGGUCCUUUGUCUCUUGUGACCACAGCCAACCACAGUCCAGAUUUUGACCAUGACAGAGAUUAUGACGAUGACCCUGGGAACGAUGACAUGCAAUAGGCCUGUGUUCCCAUGUUGUCCUGAGAAUGAAGAUCGGUAGAACUAAUGCAAAUCAUCUGUGAAAUGUUUCCAGAGAAAGAAGCUGGAUUUUCAGUCCAUUGUUGACAGCUAUAAAAUGUUUGGAUUGACUUUUAGUGCCAUUAAAUACAAAACAAUAUCCCAUUUGGGAGUAUUUUUGAUUUAUUUCUACUUUUUUGUUUGGGAAAAAAAAAAGGAAUUUUUACUCAACAUGCAUUGGAUGGACUUGUUUGGUACUCGAGACCUUUCCACUCGACAUGGUCAGUGCUGUGUUACUGGACAGUUGAUGCUGCACACACACUGCUGCAGGCAACAGACUGCAAUCCUGCUAACAGAAAUAAUAAGGCCACAUUAACUAAGCAUGGACUUCACACUGCAGGUUGACCUGCCCAGAAACUAAAGAGAUUCUGAUGGACAUGUGAUUUGCACAGUGCUGAGUGUGGAUUAAGUUAAUGAUCACUGCCUUUGAUCCACAUUGUUUUGCUUCCAUUAAGGUUAUAGGGUAGGUUCUUUGAGAGGGGAAGCUAUAAUUCUUUUUUUCUUUUUGUUGCUAUAUGCUUCUCUUUUAAACAACUACACUUUUUAAAAAAAAACUCUGACCAAACUCCUAAACUUAAGGACUCUGGCCUCAUAGAGGCAGCAGUUGGUCAGCACUUGAUGAUGAAUGUUUGUGUAAGUAUUUUUUGUUUUGUACAUGAAGCAGAAUGUUUAAAUACCAAGUAGUAUUUUUCUGUCAUUUAUUCCAUGUGCUUCAAAAGACAACCUCAUGCCACACCAUGUGUUUCUCAGUCACAAUGACCCGUUCACUAUCGCUUUUUGGCAAAAUGUAGCCCACUCCCAAAAUUGUGAAGUCCAGCAGCAAUGCACUACUCAUAAUGAAGGUUCUAGCAACACCGAUGAAGUUUUGUGUUGGAUGGGAAUGAAUGACAGAGAAAUCAUGCAGGGAACAUUUAAGAAAAAAAAACAGAUUUGCUCUUCAUAGCAGUGUAAGACAGCUGCAGACAAUUCACUGAACUUUUUUAAAAUACCCUUUUUUAAACAAAUUAGUACAUGUAGCAUGCCGAAUGGUAGGUAAAUUUUAUAUUUCUGAAUCCAGCUCUAGCCAAUAACAUUGUUGAUCACUAUUAUGUCUAAUUUUUCAAUAGGUUAACUUGCACAUGAAAUUUUCUAAGAAAAAAGUAUUCAUUUUAAGAAUACAGAUAUCCAAUAUGAUGCUGUAGAUGGAAGUUUUAUGUUCAUUAAUCCCUUGUAUUCAAACUGCCUGACUGUACUGUUAAAUGACAGACUCUGAAAUGGUGAAGCUAUGGAGUAGUAAUGAGCUUUUAUUCGUGCUGGCAAAGGAGAGCAAAAGGACUCACCUCUGAUCAUCACAUCAUAGUCGUUCAGCAUUUCCUUGCAGCUUCGAUGAAACCCACUGCUCUGGAGAUAAAUCUGCACAUAGAGAACAGGCUUGUUACACUGAGGGGAUAAUAUUAGCUAAAUCCAGUAACACAAAAGUGUUAAGAGUAAUUGUUCCUGUACAAAUACUGUGCUGCAGGUUAUGUUUUUAUCUAGUGUUCUUACGCAAGCCAGUAUAAACACAUCAUAGAAAUUGUAAUGCAAGAAAUGCUGAGCUGGUGGAGCAUUCUCCUGAGUUCGGUGUUUAAAAAGAAAAUAAUGUAUAUGUCUUUCACAGAAAUCAUCCUAGUUAAGACUGCAACCAACCACUUUUAUAGUUUGUAUUUAUUGAGGAUGUUAUGGUUUUAUUUUUGUAGUUAUCGAGCUUUUUAGGUAUUUCCUUUAAUUUUUUUUUGUUAAUGUCAGAUACUUCUUGUUCUGUGAUUACCAAAGAUAAACUGCAAAGUCAACUUAUGUUCUCUGUUUUGUGCUUUAUCAGGUGAGGCCAAAUAUCCUCUUAUUUGACAGUUGUGGUAAAAGGAUCUAAAGAUGGGGAAAGACCAACUUUGAACUUUAGUUUAUAGCAAAAAUAAUUAGGCUCUGCAAUGUAUUAGAUUCUAGUGAAUAUUUAAGCCAAAGGCAAUAAUUGCUGAAUAGCUGCAUACCUUUGCAGUGACCAAAUUCAAAACGGAGAAGAAAAAUAUUUUCAAAUAAAUAAAACCAAACUAGGGAACAAUAUCUUUUGGGCCAAUGAAAAGGGAGCAUUCCAACACAAAAACGUAACAUUACAAUGAGGGUAAUGGUAAAAAAGAAUUAACAGAGAACAAUGCAAACAAAUCUCCAAAUGAACUGGACCACAAAAUGAUUAUGUUUAAUGCGUAUUCUGUGUUAUGGGUUUAUGACAUUUAAAAGAUUGUAUGCCACUUUUGUUUUGAAGACCAGUAUCGCUCUGUGUACUGGAAAAAUUUAUUGUUCUUUGUUUAACCUUGGCAAAGCUUUGUGAUUGUGUUUAAUUUCUGUCAAUCUUAUUUUUUUAUAUUAAAAAAAGAACACUCCUGUCAACUCAUAAGCUGGGUACAAGGUACUUUAUGGCAGUUAUUUGUAAGCUUUACCACGCUUUCAUUGCAAAGGGCAAUCUGUGGUUCUUUUAAAAAUGUAUUUAAUAUGGUAUCCAGGCAGCUUCAUGACGUGCAGGCAGUAGCCAGAUGGGAUCGUGAGAAGUGAUCUCUGCACAUCCAAACUGAGUGGUUUGCUGGUUAGCUCGGCAUUUUUAAGCGGGGAAAAGCUGGUAGAUUAGUACAUUCUCAGCAUGUGUAGCUAGACAUGACUAAAGAUAACAGCAUGAGAAAACUGUUAGUACGCAUACCUCAGUUCAAACCUUUAGGGAAUGAUUAAGAAAUACAUUUCACUCAGUUACACUUAGUUGUAUGUCUUGCAUGCUUAGUCUAAAGACUGUAGCAAAAAAAAAAUAGAGCUUGCGUAUCUCAAGGGUCUCGCAACCUUUUUAGCGAAAACCAACCCAAACCUCAGGCCUUUCAAGAAAACAUCACCACACUUUGUUUUUUCCAUCUUAAUUUCGACCCAUCAAUUUUCACACAAUUCUAUUGGGUGGGCAGUUUCAGGUUGUACAUAAAUCCCUGUAUUGGUAUAAGCCUUUGUCCUUUUGGUUUCUUUUUCUUGUUAAUUUCAAUGAUAAAAGUACACCUGUGUUAAAAUGUUUGCUUUAAUGCAACUGCUUUGUAUUAACUAUAUUAAAAUAGCUAUAAAAAACCUACUGUAUGUAUUGGAAUAGCAGAAUGUGCUGCACAUGUAUUUUACUUAGUAAAUCUUGCUUUAAAAGAAAUGGAUACUUACAGACAUCGGUGGGGUGGGGGUGGGGGGAUGAGGUAUUUCCCUUAAUUUUGCUGUAAACUGUAACAUAGAAAAACACACUCUUCUCUGUUAUCAAUGCCGGAAGCAUUUUGUAUAGAUUUUUCUGUUUGUGUUGAGCUGUUUUUUUAUACUUCCCGUCUUAUGAUGGUUCAACCACUGCCUUUCAUGGCUGUCUUUAAAAAGAGGUUCUAACUGCUGCAGAAUGAGGCAGAUGUGUUUCCUGUUCUUAUAAGGCUUAUAAGGAAAUAUUUUGCAUGAUAAAUUUCAAGGUCACAGAAGAAAACUAGUGAAGUGAUCAGUAAUAAUAUUGGGGAGUGUCAAUUUAAUGAACUUUUGUAUAAAACUAAUGGGAAAAAAUUACAAGGUGCCAAGAUGUGAAGAAUAUUUGUUACAUGCUUUUUUUUCCUUAAAAAAAAGUUUUCAUAUCAUAAUAUAAGUACCACGUCAGUCAAUACAGCUGUCAGGAAUGAGCGCCUUACUUUUUGAGAAAAAGGAAAAAAGCAAACACUAUUAUUGAGUUCUUCCUUUUCACCAUAGGUAAAGUCAAGCACAGCAGGUAGAACUGUAGAGCUGAGCACACAGGUCAUCAAGCCAAGUGAUUAUCAAGUUACCAGAUAACUAUUUCCCUGAUAUACAUUCAUUACACGGUAUCACGUUUUGUAAUACAGCCUUAUAACCAUUAAACGCUUGUUCAACAAAAGUGGAAUUUAUCUUCCCCUCCCUCUACAAAAAACAAAACCUUGAAGUCACAUCAAAUGUGCCUCGGAUAAGUCAUGAUUACACCACAUGUUGUUCACAUAGCAUGAGCUGUUUUACAACUCCUUGGUUUAGAGGAAGGUACAGUCAGAACCGUGGAGAUAACGUGGUGCUUCAAUAUUUGUGCUACCAGGUAGAUCUCUGUUAAGGCAUAAAAGAAACUCAUUCCUCUCAUCGGUUUGUUAAUACCACCAUUCCAUGUCUGUUGAUGCAGACAAGUAAAAGAUGUUGUAUAGUCAGUCAUGAGAACUGACUAAAGCAUUCUAAAAUGCAAUAAAAUGCUGGUUGUUCAUA
This is a messenger RNA of Lepisosteus oculatus (spotted gar), 7287 nucleotides long. It is a transcript of the gene foxp1b, whose product is annotated as forkhead box P1b. Gene Ontology annotation, biological process: regulation of transcription by RNA polymerase II. Gene Ontology annotation, cellular component: nucleus. Gene Ontology annotation, molecular function: RNA polymerase II cis-regulatory region sequence-specific DNA binding; DNA-binding transcription repressor activity, RNA polymerase II-specific. NCBI's taxonomy places the organism in Eukaryota, Metazoa, Chordata, Actinopteri, Semionotiformes, Lepisosteidae. The record is from RefSeq and is a predicted model, not a curated record.